This is a messenger RNA of Salvia miltiorrhiza (redroot sage), 993 nucleotides long. RefSeq lists its product as uncharacterized. Gene Ontology annotation, molecular function: catalytic activity. Bases 1 to 993 code for a protein of 330 amino acids. The record is from RefSeq and is a predicted model, not a curated record. Lineage: Eukaryota; Viridiplantae; Streptophyta; Magnoliopsida; Lamiales; Lamiaceae. The transcript has a single exon.
AUGGAGGUGUUCAGGGAUUUGUUCUGUAAAUCUUGGUGGGGGUCUAAUUAUACAGACAGAGCGAUUAGGAAUUCGGAGGGAAGGGCAGGAGGAAUUGUAUGCUUGUGGAAUAGGGAGGUUUUCGAAGCUUCUAGUACGUGGGAUUUACCGGGGGCGGUGGUGGUGAAUGGUAGGUACAAGGAGGGUGAUAUUUUAUGUUGCAUCAUCAACGUGUACGCACCAGUCGGCACAGGGGAUAAGCGGAUCUUGUGGGAUGUCUUAAGCUCAAUUGUGGAACAAAAUACGGAUAGGAGUGUCUGUAUCUUGGGCGACUUUAACUCAGUUAGGAGGAGGGAUGAACGUGUGGGCAGUGGGGAGACGUUUGGCGCGGCUGAUGCAAGAAGUUUUGAAGAAUUUAUCCAGGAGAACGAUUUGGAGGAAAUUAAAACUCAAGGCCGGAAGUUUACUUGGCACAAACCAAAUGGAAAGUGCAAGAGUAAGAUUGAUCGCUUCCUCGUUAAUGAGAAUUGGCUGGCUGCUUGGGAACGGACGUCGGCACGAGGACUUCAACGUUCAAUUUCGGAUCACUGUCCGAUUAUUCUCACUACAAGAUCGGAGGAUUGGGGACCAAGACCUUUUCGGUUCCUCAAUGCAUGGGUGAAUCAUUCGGAGUUCGAGGAGAUGGUCAAGCAGGUUUGGACAGGGACUAAGGUGGGGGGAUGGAGCUUUUUUGAGGUUAAGGAGAAACUGAAGAAACUCAAAGAGGCCUUGAAGGUGUGGAAUCGGACAUCUUUCGGUGAGAUUGAUCACAAAAUUAAAGAACUUCAGAAGGAACUUCAAGAGAAGGAUAAGGUGGACGAACAAAGAGGUCUUGAAGAAUCAGAGGUGAUUAGGAGAAAUGAGAUUCAAGCCCUGCUCUCCCUUCAACUGAAGAAUAAACAGAUGAUGCUGCAACAGAAAGCCAAAAUCAAAUGGCUCAAAGAGGGAGACACUAAUUCGGGUUUUUUUCCAUAG